Messenger RNA from Trypanosoma cruzi, 2130 nucleotides. RefSeq lists its product as uncharacterized. The transcript has a single exon. Bases 1 to 2130 code for a protein of 709 amino acids. Gene Ontology annotation, biological process: magnesium ion homeostasis. Lineage: Eukaryota; Euglenozoa; Kinetoplastea; Trypanosomatida; Trypanosomatidae. The record is from RefSeq and is a predicted model, not a curated record.
AUGAUAGUUUUCUUUUAUUGUUGUUGUUCUUGCCUUUUUUUUUUUUUUGCUGUUUGUUUUUUGCUUCUACCUUUGCAUGUUUUUCUUUAUAUGUCUGUUCUAUUAGGCCCCUCAAUGAUCAGAGGACAGUUGGGCGUGUGCAUUCCAUUUUUUUGGCGAUGCGUCUUAGCUGCUGGUGAGGCGGCGGUAGGAAGCCAAGGUACCGUGCGAAGCGAAAAGAACCCAAACGGUUAUGCAUCAUGGCCCUUAGUGUUGCUUCUUAUCAUAUUUUUUAUUAAUGUCGCGCUUGCUGCCAUGUUUGCCGGCCUUACGAUUGGUCUCUUUGGGAUGAACUUUAUUACCCUUGAAAUCAUUUCUUCUGCAGGCAAGGAGCCAGAUAGUGCGUACGCGAGAAAAAUUAUUCCAAUACGACGCUAUGGGCAUCAACUAUUGGCAACCUUGCUUAUUGGAAAUAUGCUAACUAUGGUUAUUAUUUCACAGAUGGUGACUGCUAUUAUUCAAUCGACCGAAUUUGUUAACUUUAUUGUGGCCACGGCUGUUGUAUUUGUGUUUUCAGAGAUUAUACCAAUGGCUGUGUGUAACAAGGGACCGUAUGCUUUAUGGAUUGGGGCAAAAAGUGCUACUAUUGUAUCCAUUGCUCUUUUUCUUCUUUAUCCCGUAGCAAAACCAUUGGGCAUGUUUCUGGAAUGCAUAGUGACGCAUGAUGAGGGACUUGUGUACGAUCGGAAUGAAUUGAAAAAACUUAUCCGUAUUCACUAUGAGAAGUAUGGAAAUGAAUCGGGGCUCGGGGAUGAUGAGACGCGCAUGAUUAUCGGUGCCCUUGAAAUGCAUGAGGCAAAUCUUACUUCCAUUUUAAAACCACUCGAUAGAGCCGUGAAGCUCCCAGGCAGUAUAGCGAUCACCCGCAAAUUGGUGGAACAGCUGUGGGCCUGCGGUAGAUCACGAUUGCCGGUGUACUCUAAUGACACUUACACAUACAUUACUGGAAUUCUUUUUGUUCGUUCGCUCAUUAACAUUACAUCCGAACAGAUGGAAAACGGUAUCACUGUACAGGAUGUAGUGAAUACAAAUCCACAUGAUAUUUUUAUUGUGCCUGAGACGAUGUCAUUGAAUGAAUUGUUAAAGAUAUUCCUGUCGAGUACAUCACAACUUGUUUUUGUGGAAAGGGAUUGUAAGUUUGAGACUUUGAAUGGCUCGCUUGCUGCGAACUCAAAAAUGACAACAAACCCCGUGAGCCACAGAGAAGGAAUAGAAAAGGAGCGGCAGAAGUUGAUGGGAACGACACGGGAAUUAAAAAAUACACGGGUUACAGUUCUCACACCCCAAUUAGCUCUGGAGAGAGGCACAGCCUUCUCCAUUGUUGGCAUUGUAACGCUGGAAGAUGUCAUUGAGCGUUUUAUUAAGUCGGACAUCUAUGACGAGUAUGAUCGGACUGAGGAGGUAGAAGAGGAUGAAGUAGGAGAGGAAUGGGGAGGCGAAUUGCAAGGAAAGGAGAGGAGUAACGCACAAGAAACAAGGUUGAGUGUCAGGGAUCGAUGCGGUGAGAUAUGGGAAAGUGGUUUGGGCUACUCCCGGAGCGAGGGUGCUCCGCGUGCAAAUUUUUACUCGUACACUGUAAAUGACAGGGAGGCUAAUGAUGCGAUGACAGAAGAGCAGAAAUGGACUCUGGCCAAUUUUAUCAUCAAUUCUUAUCCCGCCUUUGCGAUGUGGACCCGUCGGCAGGUAAAGUGUUUUAUUGACCGUAUUGGUGACUGCGUCGUUCGGUUAGAAGAGGGUGAGCAUGAGGGUACUCUGUUGUACCAGGCCGGGGAGAGAAGUGAUGCGUUUACUCUGUUACUUAGCGGUGGCGUACGUGUUUCUGUCUGUGGUGGGAACUUUUCAACAGAAAAACGAAGUUUUUCGGCUUUUGGAGAAGAAAUUUUUCUCCAUGAAGGUGGUUUUGUACCGGAGUACACAGCCGUUAUCUCACGCACAAGCCGAUACCUUCGGUUUACCAUAAAACAAUUCCUCGAGGAGGAGCAGCGUGUACGGAGUGGAAAUGGACCGCGAUCGGUGACGGGACUCAUCAUUGAUGACUCGGGCGCGGAGGAAAAGCGAUGCAUAGAUUGUGAGGAACUUUCUUUAUUAUGA